AUUAUUACGGAAGCGAUCGGAAGUCUCGGAGCGACAGUUGUUUUGGUUAAAAGUGGCCAAAAGUCCGUCAAAAUAAGUAAUGUCUACGGCUUGGGUGCGGGCGCUGUGGCCAACAUUAAUGGCGGUAAAAAUGGCCGCAAAAAUGUGGACGAAAAACAAGAAAUGAAAGCAAUUACCGAACCUUUAUAUGAGAAAUAUAUGAAAUCUUUGGAUUCAAAGGACUCUUCUAAUGGUCUAUUGGUUUUAGCCGAAGGCGGAAACGCUGGGGAGGCUGUGAUCGCCACCCGUGAGGGUUGGCUCGACGUUAAGGGCGCCUCAGGUUUCAAACUCGGCUCCUAUACUGAGGUCUCGACCAAAGGUUAAAUUGUUGCAAAAAUAUAAUGUAUAAAUAAUUGCCACUUGUAUUUAUAUUUAUUAACUUAUUUACAAUUAAAUAAAGUUAAAUCUAAUAUAUUAAAUUAAUAAUAAA
Molecule: messenger RNA, 469 nt
Organism: Medioppia subpectinata
Lineage: Eukaryota; Metazoa; Arthropoda; Arachnida; Sarcoptiformes; Oppiidae
Source: the annotation of a GenBank genome assembly